This is a messenger RNA of Condylostylus longicornis, 2748 nucleotides long. It is a transcript of the gene Nep2, whose product is annotated as neprilysin-2. Lineage: Eukaryota; Metazoa; Arthropoda; Insecta; Diptera; Dolichopodidae. Gene Ontology annotation, molecular function: metalloendopeptidase activity. Gene Ontology annotation, biological process: protein processing. The transcript has 11 exons. Gene Ontology annotation, cellular component: plasma membrane. Bases 109 to 2430 code for a protein of 773 amino acids. The record is from RefSeq and is a predicted model, not a curated record.
UAAUAAUGUUAUACUGUAUGAAUUUUUACAUAAAUAAUAAAAUUAAAUUGUAAAUAAAACAAAAAAAAAAAUUUUUUUUAAUAUAACAAAUAUAAUAAAGUAAAAAUAAUGACCAAUAAUGGAAUGCAUACGAUAAUAAAAAAUCGAGGAUGGUGGACGAGACGGACGACAUUGGAAAAAACACUUACUUCUUUUAGCAUAUUGACAAUAAUAGCUUUAGUAAUUUCUGUAAUAGGUUUAGUUGCUGUUAAUUUAUCUCAGAAAUAUCCACCAGGACAAGAUGGCUCAUCAACCAGUGAAGCAUUACGUAAUCCAACAGCAGCGGUUAUAACCACUUCUGAACAACAUACCUCGAAUUUACAAAAAUCUGAAAGUGAUAAAAAUAAAAUAUGCCUAACUAAAGAAUGUAUUCAUACAGCAUCAAAAAUAUUAGAUUCAAUGGAGAGUUCAAUUGAACCAUGCGAUGAUUUUUAUAGAUUCGCAUGCGGUAAUUUCCUAAAAAAAACUGCUAUACCUGAAGAUAAAGUUACAGUAAAUACAUUUUCUGAAAUUGGAGAUGAACUUCAGCAACAAUUAAAAGAAUUAAUAACUGAAGAAGCACCAGAAGAUUCUCCUAAACCUUUUAAAAUGAUUAACUGGUUAUAUAAGUCAUGUAUGAAUAAAUCACUAAUCGAGGAGCGUGGUAUUAAACCAAUUCAACAAAUUGCUGAAUCAAUUGGUGGUUGGCCUGUUGUUUUAGGUGAAAAAUGGAAUGCAGAUUCGUGGACAUGGCAAGAAACAACAAAAAAAUUUAGAAGACUUGGAUACAGUGUCGAUUAUAUAAUUGAUUUUUCAGUUGGAAUUGAUUUAAAAAAUUCUACAUCAAGAAUUAUUGAUUUGGAUCAGCCAUCUUUAGGUUUAAGUCGAGAAUAUUUGAUCAAGGGUUUCGGUGAUCCACUUGUUGAUGCUUAUUAUAAAUAUAUGAUCGAUAUUGCAGUAAUUUUUGGCGCUGAUAGAGAAAAGGCAACUGAAGAAUUAAAAGAAUCUAUAGAAUUUGAAAUGGCAUUGGCAAACAUAUCACUUUCAAAUGAAAAACGUCGUAACACAACCAACCUUUACAAUCCAAUAACACUUAAGCAACUACAAAUGGAAUAUACUUAUAUGGAUUGGUUAGAUUAUAUUAAUAGUCUUCUCCCAAAAAGUAUUCAAAUUGAUGAAAAUGAAAUUAUUAACAUUUCUGUGCCUGAUUUCUUAAAAAAUUUGGGUUCAUUAUUAGCAAAAACUGAUAAAAGAAGAAUAGCUAAUUAUUUAAUGUGGAGAAUACAUGGUUAUUCUGCGUUCUUUUUAACUGAGGAAAUUCGUAAAAUUCAAAUGAAAUUUAUAACAUCUGUAAGUGGAAAACAAGAUCAAGAACCAAGAUGGAAAGAAUGCGUUGAUAUAACUGCUAGCAGUUUAUCAAUGGCUGUUGGAUCUCUAUAUGUUAGAAAACAUUUUAAGGAAGAUGCAAAAAGUAUAGCUAUGGAAAUGGUAAAUGGUAUUAGACAAGUUUUCAAAAAAAUACUUCAGGAAGUCGCCUGGAUGGAUGAAAGUACAAGAACAUCAGCUUUAAUAAAAUUAGAAAAAAUGACAACACAUAUUGGUUAUCCAAAUGAAUUGAUGGAUGAUUCAAAAAUAGAAAAUUAUUACAAAGAAUUAGAUAUUGAUCCUCAACGUUAUUUAGAGUCUAUACUAAAUAUGAGUAUAUUUGGUACUAACUUUGCAUUUGGUAGAUUAAGAUCACAUGUUAAUAAAACAGAUUGGAUAACACAUGCUAAACCAGCAGUUGUUAAUGCUUAUUAUGCUUCGCUCGAAAAUAGCAUACAAUUUCCUGCUGGAAUUCUUCAAGGCAAAUUCUUCUCAGCUGAUAGACCAAAAUAUAUGAAUUAUGGUGCUAUUGGUUAUGUUAUUGGACAUGAAAUCACUCAUGGUUUUGAUGAUCAAGGUAGACAAUUUGAUGUCAAUGGAAAUUUAAUAGAUUGGUGGAGAGGUGAUACUAAAGAAGCUUAUUUGAAAAGAGCAAAAUGUAUUAUUGAACAAUAUGGAAAUUAUACAGAACCUUUAACUGGACUUCGGUUGAAUGGAAUCAAUACGCAAGGUGAAAAUAUAGCAGAUAAUGGUGGUAUUAAAGAAUCUUAUUACGCUUAUAAAGAAUGGGCUGCAGAAAAUAAACCAGAACCAAGUUUACCAGGUUUACCAUAUACACCUUCACAAAUGUUCUGGAUUUCAGCUGCCCAAACUUGGUGCUCAAAAUAUAGAAAAGAAUCAAUGAAAAUGAGAAUUAUAACUGGUGUUCAUUCUCCAGCUGAAUUCCGAGUUCUCGGUCCUAUGAGCAAUAUGGAAGAAUUUUCAAAUGAUUUUAAUUGUCCUCAAGGUUCUAGAAUGAAUCCAAUACAUAAAUGCAAAGUUUGGUAAAACAAAAACACAUUGAAGAUUCAAAGAAAGACUUUAAAAUGUCUCAGAAAAUAAUUAGGCAUCAAUUUAUCACACAUCAAAAUAUCGCAUAAACAUUUGUUAUAAAAGAAAAACAUUAUCUUUCAUUUGUUAGACUUUUUAGCGUCGUCAUGUAUAUAUUUUAAAGCUUCCAUACUAUUAAAUUUACAUCCCUUUAUUUUUAUAGUGAUAUCGUUUACUUUUUAAAUUUACAUCUUUUAUAUUGUUAUUUAAAGUAUGUAUGUAAGGCAAAAAAAAAAUAAUUAUAAUUAAAUUCACUAUUAAGAAUAAAAUUUAUUU